CGACCUGUUUUUUUUCUCGCUUUCAUCUUCUACUUCCCUGUGAUUAAGGUUGUCUUAAGUUAUCCCCUCAUGUGAUGUACAUGUACAUGUAAAUGUGGGCAGGUUGGCCAUGAAUAGAAUUCUGUAAUCAGGAUGGUGCCAAUUAGAAGUUUGCUUCUGAUUUUACCUAAAGGGCAUUACAAAUAUUGAAGUUUACAUCUUCUUGAUACAAAUUCUAUCAAUUGUAGUACCAACUGCUGACAUUUUGGAUUCUGAAUCAACAAUCGUCACACACUUACAUUUAUUGAGUCACUGUACAUUUACUUAAAAUAUCCCGUCAAUAUUAAUGUUGUUUAAUUUCCUGAAUCAUAACUUGCUUGAAAAUAUUCAAAAUGUCCAAGAAAUCCUUCAAAGUCUAUCAGGGUGUUUCCAGAAAAUUUUAAUGGGCUUUUUUCCUUUAAUAAAAUUUUUUUCAGUUUUAUUUUUGAGAUUUUAAACAUGGGAACAAAGUUGGCCAGAGUGAUUAUUUUCAUCAAAUUAUCAAACCAUCCAAAUCAAUGUUACUUUAUGGGUGAGACACACCUGUGUCUCCUUACUUCACUCAUCCGUACUUCCUGAUUCUGUGUUCCAAACAACCUCCAAAAAGCCUGCUUCUUUCUUCCGCCUCCAGCUCUGUCUGAGGAGGAAAUCAUUUUUCUUCCUCUGUAUUCUGGCACAUUCACCUCCAUUGCACACAGGAUUUGUUCACAUCUCUGUGGCAGUUUAAGAGAGAUGAUGGGCGACUUGAUUGUUACAUCCACAAGAACACGCUAAGCCUCCCCUGCUACAAAGCCGAUUUGAUGAAGGGACAAUUAAUGGACUGAGUCACUGAAGACUGCUGAACGUUCGACCCCCCCAUUGGCAGGCAGUGGUGGAGAUCCAUUCAUCCACCAAAACAAGGAAGUCACAAAAUUCACGUCUCACGCCACACUUUCAAACAACUCCCAAGCAUUGUCUUGAAAAAUAUUCUAUUUCGAGUGUUGCAAGACACAGGCAACCUCUUUAUCUGGAGAUGUCUGAAGUGAGCAAGUCUUGUAUGUGUCUUGGUCUUUGAUCAAUUCUUCUAGUCUCACCCAUUGUCAAUAUUCUCGUCCUUCUUGGAUGUAGGCCUUUUUAAAUCCUGUUGCUAUUGUUAGGGUAGAUAACAACCUUUACUUUCCUCUCAGUUCAUUUACCUGUAGUCAAGCAGACCUUUAAAAGGAAUUGGCCUCUAACCACAAAAAGUCCUGAUGAAUAGAAACAGCAGCGCUGAUUUAAUACCUAUCCCUGGAUACACAAAAGCGACAAGUCAACGCCUGCUGGGGUCAGUGCACAGUGAAUGGUGGUAGAGAGAGGAACUCAUGUGUGCUCACUGCUUCUUGUGUGGUUUACAGAUCUGCAACCGGUAGUAAUGUUUUGCUGCUGUCUGUCUACAAAUACUCCAGUUUGUGCUUAUAGUGGCAUUCAGCUUAUGGUGACUGAAGGAGUCUGUCGUUGCCACUAAUAUGAUGAAUUGAUAACAUACCAGAAUUGAUGAGAAAUUGAAGUUGAAAGUCAAUAGCUUCUUCUGUAUUGAUCUGUACUGUGUGAAGUUGCAUCUCCUUCCCUCCAUGGUCCAUCUUGGCGUCAUUGAGACAAUUGCCUUGUGCGUAUACCGAAGGAUCCCCAAGUAGUCUCAAUAGUUAGUUCUGAUGUGGAAUAGAGCUCACUGGUCAGUUUUAUCAGCAGAAAGCCUUGACUCGGUGGUUUCAAAUCUUUCUUGAUCCAAGUUUCCGUGGAGUAACCAUUAAAGUAAAUUUGGAUGAAAUAAACUGUUUGAAUCCCUCUUGAAAGUAGUCAACUUUUGAGUGAGGACAAGGUUAGAAUUCACUUGAACUGAUUUGCUGAGCCACCACCUGCAACUUUAAGCCUUCUGUUGAUGAGGUCAAAGUUUGAACCCAUUUGGAGAGAACUGACAUCAAACCAGUCAGCUUGUGUGUAGAGGAACUAGAGAUGAUUGAUAAAUGGUAGACAUACAUGCAAGACAGUACCUUGAAGAUGACCACAGGAUGUGUCAGCCAGUAACAAAAAUACCGCAGUUUGAGAAUGAAGAUCCCCACAUCAAAGUGACAGGGAAAAUUGAAAACGUAGUCACAGCCAAAGAUAAAAUCAUGGCAGUCCUAGACACAAAGAGUAAUAGAGUCACCUUAAAAAUGGACGUCUCCUACACCGAACACUCCCAUGUGAUUGGUAAAGGAGGUAACAUCAUCAAGAAAGUCAUGCAGGACACAGGCUGCCAUAUUCACUUUCCGGAUUCCAACCGAGGCUCUCAGCAAGAGAAAAGUAACCAAGUCUCCAUAGCUGGUCAGAUAGGGGGAGUAGAGCAGGCACGGGCAAAAGUUAGGGAGCUUCUGCCACUGGUCUUGGUCUUUGAGCUUCCUAUCACUAACAACCCCACACCAGACAUCAACUCCCCAACCAUCCAACAGAUUGUCCAGCUCUACAACAUUGGUGUUAACAUGAAGCAGAGGGCACGAGGCUAUUCCACCACAGUUACAGUCAGGGGAUCCAGCAGUAAUGCAGUGGGAGUCAAGGAAGGCACCAUGCGGUUGAUGGAACACCUCAUUGGAAACAUAGGCGUGACUCUCCCCGUGAGUACACAGAUAGAGAUAGCCCCACAGCACCAUCAGUUUAUGAGUGGUCGAGGUGGCCUGAAUGUGAAACAGAUCAUGCAGGGAACCGGCGCUACCAUCCACUUCCCUGAUCCCAACAAUGCUCAGAGGAAGAGUACGGUGUUUAUCUCAGGACCUGUGGAUUCUGUCAUCAUAGCUAGACAUCUACUCAUGGGCUGUCUUCCUCUAGUUCUGAUGUUUGAUGUAAAGGAGGAAGUGGAUAUUGAUGCCUCCAAACUAGCACAGUUGAUGGAGCAAUUGGAUGUCUUCAUCAGUAUCAAGCCCAAGCCAAGACAACCAAGCAAGUCUGUUAUAGUCAAGAGCAUUGAGAGGAAUGCUCCCAGCAUGUACCGAGCCAGACAGAUUCUACUUGGUCAGGAAUGUGAGAGCUGUGCUGCUAACUGCAGUAAUGCUACAAGGGGUCUGAAUGGGACGUCGCUACCACUUUCAGGUCUUCUGAACUCCAACCUUGUCAGUAUAAACACCAGCAAUCUUCUCUCGGUGAAUGGUCUCUCCCGAGUCAGUCCCUUACAGAGUCCACGGUCAUCGGUCAGUGGACCCAAUGGGUUGACUUGGCCAGCUGUAUCCCAGCAAUCUACUGGACUCAGUCAUAGUUUUCCUGCUGGAGUAACUCCAGUUCUGAUCUCCCAGCAGACCAUCAAGCCUCUUCUUGUACAGCCGGGCCAAAAUGCCCUUCAAAAUCAAAAAGUUCUUCAGAGUCAGAGCGCCCCCCAGAGUCAAAGUGCCUGUCAGGGACAAAACACCUUCCAGAGUCAAGGCACUCUCCAGGGUCAGACUGCCCUUCAGGGUCAGAGCGCCUGCCAGGGUCAGAGCACCCUCCAGAGUCAAGGCACCCUCCAGUCUUUCCCUAACCAAGUCCAGAACCCAACCCACAUUCCAUCCCUUAACCCUGUUCCCAACCCCACCCCAGUACCCAUUACCAAUCCUGCCCUGAACCCUAAUGUGAGCCCCCCUGUGCACCUAGGUGCCAACCCACUGUUCACCCCAACCACAGCACCAACUUCCCCUCCACCCCUGGCCAAUCCACCAUCAGCCCCCAUCCAGCUAGCCCCAAACAUGGCUGCCAGUCUGCAGGUAGUCACUCGUCCAGCAGCUGAGCCGACUCAGGCUUACAUCUUAUCAUCAGCUGCCUUGCCAGUGACAAAUACUGUGGUAAACACAGAGCCACAUAAGGUAGCUAUCCCAUCGGCAGUGAGGGCAAACCCACAAGCUGAAGCACCAAAGACGAUACAACAAAACACUAUGGCACAACAGCUGACAUAUAUACCCCAACAUAGAGUGUCACAACCGGAGCCACACAGGGUAAUAUACCCUACCCCACACCAGACAGAGGCACAGAGGGUCACGCAUAGCUCCCCACAGAGGGUACACCCAACAUCCCCACCCCCAGGAUUGACUAAGGCAGAUCCUGACCUACUAUCAACAGAGCUUCAGAGACUACACAUGGCAGCAAAGGCAGCUCAAUUAAUUAGUUCCUGUGGAGGAGAAGAGCUGACGGAACACAUUGCCCAAGCUUCUCAAAUUGACAGACAGCUCUCAAGUCCCACCAAAGACAGAGUGAUGAGCAGUAGCCAUAGCAACACAAGUAGUGGCACCAGUCCAAACCAGAGCCCUUGUAAUAGCCCCAUUGACCUUAUCUCCAUGCCAACAACCCCUCCUAUCAGCAGCAGCAACAACAAUAAUCCCAAACUGGUAGACUUGGGCUACCUUCAGAACAACAUCUCACCUAACAACAGCAACGGGAACUUGUCAGGAGUGCUGAUGGGCUCAGGAGGAAGGGGGUCAUUGACCCUUCUGCAGGAUGGAACCCUGGGAUUGACGGGAUCUGGACUAGCAUAUCACACAAAUGGCAGAAGAUCAUCAGAAUCAGGCGGUGACUCAGACAGCUCCGACAAGCGUGCUCCAGGAUGUGAGAGGCGGGACAGGGAUCGAGAGAGAGGAGAAUGGGAGAGGGGACGAGAGAAGGAACGACAGGAGGAGGUGGACAGGCUGGCUUUGCAGUCAACAUCAGCCUCCUACGGUAGUAUUGACUAUGACCAGAAGAAACUCAAGGCAAAUAAAGCUAUGAAGAAGAAGCCAAUAGGUACAGAAGUCCGUCGGCCGACUGACCAGUGGAGUGGCUUAGGCUUCUCCAAAUCAAUGCCGGAAUCAGCCAUUAGGGAGCAACGUAAACCUAACGGAUUCUCACUAUUCCAUACAGAGAAGCUGCCAACUACAUAUGAGAACACACUGAAGGAGGAGACUGAGAAUGGCACCACUGACAGCAGCUGGCCACCAGAUCAGCCAAGUCCGUCCAUUGACCUCAUGACCUGUCAACAACCUGAGCAACCACAACCAACAUCAGCUGCACCUGGAGAAUAUCCUGCCAACAGGAAAAAGAAAGUAACAUACACCAACCUCAGUUGUAGUAAUUACAUCGAGGGAUCCUCACUACCUGGACAGACUAAAGGCCUCUGGUCCAGCAGUGAGGGCAGUAAUUCACUGACACAAUCCAAGAAACCAGACCUAGCUGAUCUCUUUAUCAAUCUUGGUCUGGGCAAAUACGCUGAUGUCUUUCAACAGCAAGAGAUCGACCUGUCAACUUUCCUGACCCUGACGGACAAUGACCUAAAGGAGCUUGGCAUCACGACCUUUGGGGCGAGAAGAAAGAUGCGGCUGGCAAUUUCCAACAUGAACAAGGGUAAGACCAAGCCAUCCCUGUUCAGUGCCAACAAUUCUUCGAGUCUUCUCCACGAGGGUUCCAAUGGAUCCAAUGGUCUGAUUCAGUCUUCUCAUGGCCAUGAAAGCCCAACCAGCGUUUGGUAAGACAGUGAGUCCCAACCACUCCCGAUUUGUCCUUCUCCAAGUACAGUUUGGCUCAGAAAUCACCCGUAAGUGACCAUACUAAAGAUAUUGAUUUGAGGUUUGAGGUCGUGCAUCCGAGAGUAUGUCCUCUUAUGCUAGUUGUAAGUGAACACUUUGCACUUAAAUUGUCCUGAGAUUCAAAUACUGAAACUACCUUUGGUGUGAUAGGAGGUGAAAGUGUUGAAUAUUCAUUUUGUCUGUGUCAUUGUAUACAAAUAUUGCUCAGAAGAGCACCUUCCUGAAUAUUCAUUUAUAACUUGCACCCUGUUGGUUGUGAAAUUUCUUUGCACAUGAUUAGGUACACCAAGCAACAUUUUUCGCAGCGUAGAUGUUCUGAGGUACCAGAAUUUUGGAUUGAAGUAGUUUUCAACAAUGCCAGAAAAUUUGGUAGGAAAAGUUGUUGAUUGAUUCUGCUGUGCAAGUAGACCAGUCUGGCAAUGUGAGGUUGUUUUUACUUGACCUGAAUUGUGUCAGAGUCAAAUUGGGGUCAAAUUGGUGUCAAGUUGUGUCUUCCAAAUUGUUUGCACAGUGUGACAUGCAGUGUCACACCUAAGUGACAUGCACAAUAUAGAAUGCACAAUGUAUUGUUUUUGUUUUAAUAUUUUUGGCAAAAUAAGUGGAAAGUAAUCAAUUGUGUAUUUAUGUUAGGGUCAGGAGUUUGUUGAAUGCAACAUAUACAUAUUUCAAACUUCAAUGCGUUUGUUUGCACACGACAGUGGCCGCCGAAAUGGAUGCCACUUUUGCUCUUCUUUGCAACCAAACGGUCAAGCUGACCAUUGGCUAAAACACCGAGUGUCUUUCAAACAAAAUUGUGAAUAGUUAAAAUUUUUUAUGGACAUUAAAACUUGAAACAUAAAUGAGGAAAUGUCAAUAAAAACAGUGCUGGUUAAAAAGUUAGUAUGUGGUCAAAUGGAUUGAAGUUACAGUCCCUUUUGAAGCACAUUACAAACUUGCUUUUCAAGAAAAGCCUAAUGUUACAGAGGUUUUUGAAUGCUUGCAGAAUUUUUAAAAUGUUUGAAACAAUUUAAGAAUCAAACAAUUUAAGACUGUUUACCAAAUGUAAUAUUUUUUAUUUUUCUGCACCAGCAUUUUUGUAGAAACUAUUUUUUGCAAUGUGAUUUGCAUGUGCUUGGUAUGUCUAAAGCUGUAUAUUUUUGAAACUCGGGUUUUCCAAGCCAAAUGGUAUCAUCUUGACUAAAUUCUUGAGGUGCUUCCAAAAGCAACAUUUAAAAAUUGUCAAAGGAAACUAUUAAUGCCUUUUGUACUUAUGCUACCAUUCUGUAUGCAUUUGUACUUAUGGUACCAUUUUGUAUGCAUAGCCAUUUGUAAGUAGGAUUUCUUUAUAAAACUAACUAACUUUUGAAUCUGCUGAUCAAACUGUGUGGUUUGUUUAGCAGUGACAAACCUUUUUGGUAUCCAAGCAUGCAUUGUUUUUAAGGGUCAGUUCAUAUUCAUUACUUCCUAGGUGUGCCAACAUAAAUUGGAAAACACUGUAUAAAGUCUUGGCUGGUUGUAGGAACAUCCUGGCAUUUGGUUAUCACGUUCCUCGGUGGUCACCCAAGUGGCAUACAUGUACCUACAUCAAGCAGUUAGAUUGUUGAGAUUCUGUCCAGGUAUUCUGGAUGUCACAAUCCAGCUUAUCUGGAUCUCUAGAGAACACAUAUUUGUAUGAACUCUCUCAAAGUAUUGCUAUGCCAUUAAACCUAAAAGCAACAAGAGUACUUGUAUAAAGUCAUGGAACUAGUUCCAGCUGUUUUUAAUCAUCAGUUCUUGAACAAAUUUGGGGUUCGUUACUCAUUCUCAGGAAAUGAUUGGGGAGAUAAUACAGUUGUAGGUUUGCCAAUUUAAUGAAUUCAUCACAGCAACAAUGACCAUUUACAUUCGUAAAUGGGCACAUUUUCAACCUGUUCACUGUUACCUUUCAACAUCUGCUAUGAAUUUAUUACCAACUUUUAAAGCAGUCCCUAUACAUGUAGUUUACAAAGAUGUGUAGCAUUGUAGAGAAGAUAUUGGAAAGGUUGCUUAGCAACAAGACACAAUGGGAAAUUCAUUGUCAACUUAGGUAUUGCCAUGAUAUGAUAGUCCGUCCUUUGUACAUUCAUUUUUGUACACCCUUGUCAAUGUCUCGUCCACACCCAGUAGGUUUAGUUUGCAUAUUAAUUGUAUACAUAGGAAUUCUUUUUUGUUUCUAAAGUGUGGAAAUGUUUCUUGGACCACAAAAUAUACAUACAAAUUUUCAUGUUGUAUGGAAUACAUGGGGCAGCCUUUUUGCAAAAUAUUUGGGCAGUGAGUUUUGGAAUAAUUAUUUGUUAAGCGGAGAAAUAUUGAAAAUAACAGAAUUAUCAGGAAAUAAUGUUGGAAUUAUUUUUUUUUAGGUACAUUAACUUUACUCAGACAUGGUUUACCUUAGAUUUCAUGAUGGGCAGAUGUCAAUACAUUGCUGUUCACUUAAAAAAAAUGCUUUGAAAUGGUACUUUACUUUCAUGACACUUUAUACGGCUUUUUAGAACAAUUUUUUCAUUGGGACGUACAGUGAAGUUUGAACAUUCAAUUGCUAAAUUUUGAAUUUUGAUUUUAUAAAUAGGUUUUCCGCAGAUUACCAUGCACUUCAGUUUUUGGAUGACAAAAUGUAAGUCCUAAUGACAAUAAUUUUUGCAAGUGUUCAUCUGAUUCAAAGUUUAGGGUAAGUAUUUAUCCUUACCCUAUAAGAAGUGGGAGGGAUAACCAGACAGAUUUUUAAGUUAGCAAGAAACUUGACUAUGAUAUAAGGUUAACAUUCAAUGAAGAUAUGGCAUAAUUAAUGACAGAAACUUGUUUGGUUACAAGUACAAAUUGAAGGACACUAGGGCUGAUUUUUGUUUUUGUAAGGAAGUUUCCCCAAGAAAAUUGAUUCCUUGUCACUUUGUGUUGAACAUGAGUGCGUUCAGUAGAAGUCUUCCUUAGCAGUCAGGUUCACCUCGCCUGCCGAUGCUUAAUAAACAACUUCUCGCCUUCACAGAAGUGGAGUAUUGUCACAUUGACGAGAUUAGUAGCACCCAACAAUGCAUGAGAGAGUUUGAUAUAUUAGCAAGAUGAAGACAGGAUGGAAUGACAAAGUAUCCUGUCAGAGGAACAAGAUGAAGCCUGUCAAUUCAACCACCUUGUAUAAAACCUUGUCAGUUAAAAACUCAGUUUCUCAGUAGGAUGAGAAACUUUAAUAUGAGGUAGUCAUGUGAAAAACUGCUAACGUAAUCACAUAAAGAGAUCUGAACAUGGUGUCUAGAGCAAUGAACACUGGCUGAGGAUUGAUCCAAGCCAUCAUUACCAUUAUAGUAUUUCCUUUUUUGCGUAGACAAGCUUUAAACUUGAGUGCUACUGAUAUUGGUUUCUUUUUUUGUUAAAGUAGAUUAAAAUAAUAUAUGCAAUCUGCCUUUGUCUUGUUGAGAAAAUUAAGUAUUUUUAAUAACAUUUGUGCGAACAAUCAAAGAAUUUUAAGGCAACAUCUGUGUACUAUUUGUGUUACAUUUUGAUAUCGUGUUCUGUAAAUAUAUUUUGUAUAUGAAAUCAUAUUUCUUCUUUAUAUUCAGUGAACAAUGCCUUUUGAUCAAACUUUUAAAUUCCCAAUCAGCUCAGAAGAGCGGCAGUAUUUUGUCACAACUUUCCUUGUCUUCUUCAGAGGCGGAGUAGUUUUAAAAUUCGACUUUUGAACUCCUGGUUGGGAAAUGUAUAUUGAUUGCAUUUCGACAAAGGGUAUUUUUAAAUUCCAAAAUGCAAUUAAUGUAUUGUGUUAAAAAGUUUCUCGUUUCAUUUCUGUUCAGGAUCCAAUAUGUCUAUCAUUGCAUUCUUCGUAGAAGUACAGUAUUUUAUAAGUACGGACAAACAUUUCCCUUUAUCUUCCAAAAACUGGGAAUCAUUCAAUCCUGCUCGAUCUGACAUUCCGUUCCAUUUAAUGUUGAAAGACAAUCUGAUCCUCGGUCAGGAGACGACUUACAUGAAGAAAAUGCUGUGAACCUAUUUAGGGCCUACUGUCGACAGUAAAAGAGUGAUAUGAAGCAUAUACAUGUAGUAGAUUUCAAACCAUGUUCACCAAGGGAAUAAACGAUGAACAUUGAUUUAUAAAUUAGAUUAAUAAAAACCUUUCACAUACCCGCUACUAUACUUCUUAUUUGCGAGUGUGGAUGGCAGGCGGAUGCAAUAAUGUUCUCUUGCUAGGUUGGAAAAAAGUUCUUUGGUUUAUUUGGUUAGAAAAUUGCACCCAUCUUGAAAUCCAUAAAUGGAAGCAGAGCUUGUACUGUAUAUGUUGUCUGAUAUUUCCUUGGAUUUAUCCAGUCACGUUUAAACAUUUGUUACUUUGUACGUAUAUUUUUAGCAAAAGAUAAUUUAUUACCAUCUUGAAGUUUGUAGAAAGCACUAUUGGCCACCGAUUAACAAGAAAUUUAUUUAAUAGCCGAGAAGAAUGAAUAAUGUUGAUGAAAAUGUGACAUUUAAAAGUACAGUUUGUAUUAUGUAAAUUUUGAAGUAAAGAAUGACUCCCUCGAA
Messenger RNA from Acanthaster planci (crown-of-thorns starfish), 10031 nucleotides. It is a transcript of the gene bicc1, whose product is annotated as BicC family RNA binding protein 1. The record is from RefSeq and is a predicted model, not a curated record. Gene Ontology annotation, molecular function: protein binding; RNA binding. Gene Ontology annotation, cellular component: cytoplasm. Lineage: Eukaryota; Metazoa; Echinodermata; Asteroidea; Valvatida; Acanthasteridae.